This is a messenger RNA of Nezara viridula (southern green stink bug), 522 nucleotides long. Lineage: Eukaryota; Metazoa; Arthropoda; Insecta; Hemiptera; Pentatomidae. The record is from the annotation of a GenBank genome assembly.
CGACUGUUCGUCAAGAUGUGGCUGUCCUACUUUAUUCGAGUAUUCAUCAUGAUCUUUGAUCUCAUCAGAGCUUUCGUUGGAUACAUUUAUAAUGUGAUAAGAACCACAGUGAGAACAUUUAAUUUUUCACCGGCUUGGAUCAGACAAAUUAUGACUACUGAAGAGGACCUAGCAUUGGAGAGAGAUCUUGUCAUCGAAGCAAUGGACUAUAGUGAGGAGUCUGAUUAUAGAAUGAUAAACAGAUGGAAUUAUCAACCCAUUAUAAUUUCAAAGGCCCUUCGUAACAGAUCAUUUCGUCAAACUUCCUUAUAUGACGAGGAUGAAGACAGUUUGGAUGAAAUAUUCACUGAUGCAAACCAGUCUCAGGUGGAUCCGAGAUAUGUUCCUGGCGAAGAUUUAUUUUGAAGGAUGAAGCUGCCAGCAACAAUAUUUUUGAAGCCAUCCUGUUUAUUCAACUUAUAAAGUUUAUGAUAAUGAUAUUUUAUUAUGUAUCCUGAUAUCAAUAAAAAUAUUUUUAAAAAG